CUCGCGACGAACGCGGCGAAAGGCCCCCCCAACCCCCAACCCCUCCCACCCCCCGCAAAGCAGCAGCAGCGGCGCCGGCGCGACGAGAUGGCCGACGACCACACCGCCGCCGGUGGGGACCGCGUUGAGGACGUCGUCCGCGCCGAGGGCGAUGCGCUACCGUGUGAUGAUGGCUUGUCAAAAUCCAAGGACAGGGACAAAGAUAGAGAAAAGGACAAGGACAGGGAUCGUCGCAGGGACCGUGACAGAGACCGAGGGAGAGACAGGGAUCGAGAUAGGGACAAGGACAGGGAUCGAGACAGAGACAAAGAUCGGGAUCGCCAAAGUAGGCAUCACCGUGAAAAAAGGGAACAGAGAGACCGUCCGGAUGAUCACAGAGGCCGUGAUUCUGAACGGAGAAGAGAUCGUGAUAGAGAUGGGCACCGCAGGCAUCGUUCUCGCUCACGGUCUCGUUCAAGGGGCAGAGAUGGGAGGUCGCGUUCAAGAAGCAAACGAGUUAGUGGAUUCGAUGCACCACCACCACAGGCAAUGGGUUCAACAUUUCCAGUUAUUCCAACGCCAAGCCAGUUACCGGGUUCUUCUCUUCCCGGCAUUGGUGGCAUGUUUCCAAACAUGCUACCUUUUGGUGUCGCUGGGCAGUUCAACCCCCUUGUCAUCCAGCCACAAGCAAUGACUCAACAGGCUACUCGUCAUGCUCGUCGUGUUUAUGUUGGUGGGCUCCCUCCAUCUGCUAACGAACAGACAGUGGCAGUUUACUUUAAUCAAGUCAUGGCUGCUAUUGGAGGAAACACUGCUGGUCCAGGUGAUGCUGUUCUUAAUGUCUACAUAAAUCAUGACAAGAAAUUUGCUUUUGUGGAAAUGAGAUCUGUUGAGGAAGCAAGCAAUGCUAUGGCCCUGGAUGGCAUUUUGUUUGAAGGGGCGCCAGUGAAAGUUAGAAGGCCAACAGAUUAUAACCCUUCUCUGGCAGCUGCCCUGGGCCCAAGCCAGCCAAGCCCCAAUCUGAAUCUUGCUGCAGUUGGCCUAACAGCAGGAUCUGCUGGGGGUUUAGAAGGUCCAGACCGUAUUUUUGUGGGCGGCCUUCCCUAUUACUUCACUGAAGCGCAAGUCCGGGAGUUGCUCGAAUCAUUCGGACCUCUCCGAGGAUUUGAUCUUGUGAAGGAUAGGGAAACUGGUAACUCAAAGGGCUAUGCAUUCUGUGUGUACCAGGACCUCACUGUCACUGACAUUGCUUGUGCUGCUCUAAAUGGUAUCAAGAUGGGAGACAAAACCCUUACUGUCAGACGAGCAAACCAGGGGGCAUCUCAGCCCAAACCAGAGCAGGAAAGUGUCCUAUUGCAGGCACAGCAACAGGUGCAGAUACAGAAACUUGUGUAUCAAGUUGGAGCGUUCCCUACAAAGGUGGUUUGCCUCACCCAGGUUGUAAGCGCUGAUGAAUUGAAAGAUGAUGAAGAGUAUGAGGACAUUAUGGAAGACAUGAGGCUAGAAGCAGGCAAAUAUGGUAAUUUGGUGAAAGUUGUCAUCCCACGUCCUGACCCCAGUGGCCAGCCAGUCGCGGGAGUUGGAAAGGUGUUCUUGGAAUAUGCAGAUAUCGAUGGCGCUGCCAAAGCAAAGACGGCAUUGCAUGGAAGGAAAUUCGGUGGGAACCCGGUUGUUGCGGUCUGCUAUGCUGAGGACAAGUUUGCCAAUGGGGAAUACGACGGAUAAAUAUUACCCCUCUCGUCCUAUUUCAGUAGCCACUAGUCAGUCCUUUCGCUACUUGUUUGUUUAAUCGCAACAAAAAAUGAACGGUUUCUCAUCUCAGCCAAACCUGGCUUGAUGGCCCUGGAUUUAUAGCCACCUAUGGCUACGGAUGAACAUUGUAAGAAUAGAUCGUGAAGAGUAGGUCGAAUCCUCAGCCUCUAGCUUUAUAUGUUUUGGGUCUGUUUGUUCUGUAUCUGGUUUGCCUGUUACUGUUUCUGUCAGAACUUCUCGGUGAUACCUGUAUGGUCAGCUUGCUGGCUUUCCCAGCGGAUAGAUAUGGGAUAUUACUGUAAAAGGUUAAAUAGUGCAUUCUGAUGGUGUUUUGGAUGAUA
Panicum hallii is the source of this 2072-nucleotide messenger RNA. RefSeq names its product splicing factor U2af large subunit B-like. Gene Ontology annotation, molecular function: poly-pyrimidine tract binding; pre-mRNA 3'-splice site binding. Gene Ontology annotation, biological process: mRNA processing. Gene Ontology annotation, cellular component: U2-type prespliceosome; nuclear speck; nucleus. The transcript has 11 exons. NCBI's taxonomy places the organism in Eukaryota, Viridiplantae, Streptophyta, Magnoliopsida, Poales, Poaceae. The record is from RefSeq and is a predicted model, not a curated record. The coding region runs from base 88 to 1704 and encodes 538 amino acids.